GGCCAUGAGUGAGAGAGAUAUCUCAUAUUUGGAUCUUUAUACUGACUUUUGAUUGAGAUACACGCUGGUCUUACGAAUGCACUUUGUAAAAGACAAGCCAAGUUGGUGGUUGAAUGAAUCAUAGAAUAUGGGUGCUGAUCGUGGGAUGAGGAUCGAUUGCAAGUCCUUUGUUACCUUGCCAUUUUGAUUUGUCACAUCACCACAUCAAAAGCUGCCAUCUGACCAUUUGGGCCGAGCCGAGCAUGGUCCAACUAUUGGGUUAUUGUUUGGGCCUCUUCCUCAGCAGUUGUACGUUGUCAACCCUGGACCAGAAGUGGUAAGUGGGUUUGGUCUACGCUGUUGAUCACGAACUCAGCCUUGUGCAUGGGGCAUUGCACCACAUUUCCAGGAAAAGGCUUAGUGAAGUAGGCCACAGACCCAGAAGCCAUCACAUCUAUGAAGCCAAUGUCUUGUACAUCUUGGUGGUCAUAUCGUUAGAAAAUGAGAAUGUUGAAGAAACAGAAGAUACUCUGUAAUAGUUUUAGUUUGCAAGUAAGACACUUGUUAGCCAUUUCCAAUGCCAUGGCCGAGAGACCAAGCUCAAAAGAGCUCGUUUGGGUAGGAAUACGUGCCACCCACGUAUCAGAGUUGCAACAUCUCUUGCAGAGUAGUGCAAGAAAUAGAGCAGCCAUUGAAGGAAUGGCUUGCCAUGCACAGAUUAUUCGUGUUGGGUUAAGAGCAGAUACUAUAACGUCAAAUAUGCUCAUGAACAUGUACUCUAAAUGUGGUCUUGUUGAGUCCGCACGAAAAUUGUUUGAUGAAAUGCCUGUAAGAAGCUUAGUUUCAUGGAAUACUAUGGUUGGUUCACAUACCCAGAAUGGGGAUUGCGAAAAGGCUCUUGUUCUAUUCAUGCAGAUGCAAAAAGAAGGGACCUCUUGCAGUGAAUUCACUGUUUCCAGUGUUGUUUGCGCUUGUGCGGCAAAAUGUUGUGUAUUUGAGUGCAAACAGCUGCAUGGGUUUGCUCUUAAGACGGCACUUGAUUCAAAUGUGUUUGUAGGGACUGCAUUGCUUGAUGUGUAUGCUAAGUGUGGUUUGGUAAAGGAUGCAAACCUAGUUUUUGAGUGUAUGCCUGAGAGGAGUGAUGUUACAUGGAGUUCGAUGGUGGCAGGGUAUGUACAAAAUGAGCUUUAUGAGGAGGCUUUGGUGUUGUUUCAUAGAGCUCAGGCAAUGGGGUUGGAACAUAACCAGUUCACAAUUUCAUCAGCUCUAAGUGCUUGUGCAGCUAGGGCAGCUCUGAUUGAAGGGAAGCAGGUGCAGGCUGUUUCGUGCAAAACUGGUAUUGGAUCAAAUAUUUUUGUGAUUUCAUCUCUCAUAGAUAUGUAUGCAAAAUGUGGAAUAAUUGAGGAAGCUUACACUGUUUUUUCAAGUGUUGAGGAGAAGAAUGUUGUUUUAUGGAAUGCAAUUCUUUCUGGGUUCUCUAGGCAUGUUCGUUCUUUAGAGGCAAUGAUUUACUUUGAGAAAAUGCAGCAGAUGGGUAUAUGUCCAAAUGAUAUUACUUAUAUUUCUGUUUUAUCUGCAUGCAGUCAUCUAGGUUUGGUUGAAAAGGGACGAAAAUAUUUUGACCUUAUGAUAAGAGUGCACAAUGUGUCUCCUAAUGUCCUUCAUUAUUCCUGCAUGGUUGACAUUCUUGGUAGAGCAGGGCUGCUUCAUGAAGCUAAAGAUUUUAUAGAUAGAAUGCCUUUUGAUGCCACUGCUUCAAUGUGGGGAUCACUUUUGGCAUCUUGUAGGAUAUAUCGAAAUCUUGAGCUGGCUGAAGUUGCAGCUAAACAUUUAUUUGAGAUUGAACCUCAUAAUGCAGGAAACCAUGUGUUACUUUCAAACAUUUAUGCAGCAAAUGAUAGGUGGGAAGAAGUUGCAAGGGCAAGGAACCUUCUUAAAGAGAGUAAAGCAAAGAAGGAGAGGGGUAAGAGUUGGAUUGAAAUUAAGCACAAAGUUCACUCAUUUAUGGUUGGAGAGAGAAACCACCCUAGAAUUGUUGAGAUUUAUUUGAAGUUGGAGGAUUUGGUAGGAGAGAUGAAGAAGAUUGGUUACAAGGCCAAGACUGAACAUGACCUUCAUGAUGUGGAAGAGAGCAGAAAGCAAGAACUUUUAAGGCACCACAGUGAGAAACUAGCUCUAACUUUUGGGAUAAUGGUCUUACCUCAUGGUGCACCUAUUAGGAUUAUGAAGAAUCUCAGGAUUUGUGGGGAUUGUCAUUCUUUUAUGAAGCUUGCAUCAAGUAUUACAGAGAGGGAAAUCAUUGUUAGGGAUACAAAUCGAUUUCAUCAUUUCAAGAAUGGGUAUUGCUCCUGUGGAGAGUUUUGGUGAAAUGCCAGUUAGGUCUGUGGUCUGUGGUAUUUUUUAAUCUUCAGGGUGUGGUUUACACAUUCCAGCUGCUGCUCGUAGUUUGGAUCCAAGCGCUCAUGCGAAAAAAGGUGUAAGAAUUCAUUUCAAUGAUCAUUAACUCAUUAUUCAAGCCAAUUUUGUGACAGUGACUGAAAUGUGGUUUCUGUUAUCAAAAGGAUGUAUAAAUCUUUGUCACAGCAGCUGUGUCCUUGCUUUCUGCAACCAAAAAAAUGUAACAUGAUGAAUUAGAGAAAAGACCUUGAUUUCCAAAGAGCGUGGAGGGCUUACCAGAUUUCGAACUUGAUUAACUUUAGUCAUAUUCACAGUUACAUAGCCCAUGACUGGUAAAAAGGCAUUAUGCUUCGUAAUGAGAAGAGCAAAGUGAUGGAGUAUUGUAACAAGGUUAUGGCAUACUUGGACCAUAAUAGUUGUCAAUGGGUCUAAAAACUGGAGCAGCUGAAGCAGAGGCCAAGAAGGUAUGUCACAUCUUAGUCUCUAAGGACCCACACGAUCACCUGACAUGGUGGGUAAUUAGUUCUAUCUCCAUGGUUAACAUAUUUAUUUGCAUUAUUCUUUUGGUUCCUUACCGUUCUGUAAACAUAUAGUUGAAACUUAUACCAAAUGCUCAGGUAUUUAUUUUAAUUUUGUGGACAUUGAAGUUAAAAAAUUUUAAGUGAUGACCCAUGUACUUCACGUCUUCCAAUUUAUCAGGGGUCCGUGUUUCUAUUAAGCAGGGCUCUUUUAUGGGAAAAAAAAAAAAAAAGGGAACUUGAUGAGGGUGACUAUUAGUUUGUUUUCAUGAUACCUGUGAUUUAUGAAGGCUCGUUGUUUCAGACUGUAAUACUCUUUCAUUUUCAUUAGAAGACAAUUGAAAACUUGUCUAUUUUGUUGAGAAAAAUCAUGAAUCUUUCAUAUAGACUAGACACCAGUGCAUACAGAUUAGUCUCAUUAUUGUUAUGUCUAGGUCAUCUUAAUGUAUCUAAUCAUUACAUUUUGUGUGUUCUAUUCCUUCUAGGAAGUGCGGAACUUAUUUUGAUGCAGGGAGAGGUAACUGGGAAAAAAGGAUCUUAUGAAGCCCAAAACAACCCAUAAAUGACUUGCAAUGAAGUGCUAAUUCUUAUGAAUAAUGCCAGUCCAACAUUGAAAUGCAACAACAGUUCCUACUAUGCAAAUGACAUUGUGACACUGCCAAUCAACUUACUCUGGAGUUUAGGAAAUGAGCUGAUUUGUUCAGACUCAGGCACAGCCCUGACAAAUUCCAAGUGUUGUGCAGCCUAAACAGAUGAAAUUUUAAAGAAAGCCAUUUCCUUCGAAUCUGAGGGGCCAAACAAACUCCAAUACGAAAUGAAGGAGUGAAUCAGUUUAUCACGUUGAAUUACCCCUUAGAUUUGAAAAGAUACUAAUAGACUUAAGUCAGCCAGGAUGAAGGGUGAAGAGAUGUGCUAUUCUGUUUGAAACUUCGAAUAGCUUUUAGGACUAAAAGAAAGAAGGUUUGUAUCGUAGACUUCCUGUAUCAAUGGCUUUGUUAUUUUUAUCAAUGACCGAGUUAAUGGAUAAUGGCUCUUAUGCCCCCCCUCCUAAUUCACAUAGUUAUCAUAUUAGUGGUAAUGGAUUGAUCAAGAACUAGAUCUUGUUUUAGUUAA
Messenger RNA from Vitis vinifera (wine grape), 4007 nucleotides. Its product is annotated as pentatricopeptide repeat-containing protein At5g04780, mitochondrial. Gene Ontology annotation, biological process: RNA modification. The record is from RefSeq and is a predicted model, not a curated record. Gene Ontology annotation, molecular function: RNA binding; zinc ion binding; protein binding. Bases 481 to 2346 code for a protein of 621 amino acids. The transcript has 3 exons. NCBI's taxonomy places the organism in Eukaryota, Viridiplantae, Streptophyta, Magnoliopsida, Vitales, Vitaceae.